AUGGAUACUCCGGUAAUUAAUUUAUCGGCCAGAGAUUUGGAAAAAGUUUAUGAACCUUCGGAGGAUUCCUUCCUUUUAAUAGAUGCCUUAGAAGCCGAUUUGAAGGUUUUGAAAGCUGCAAAACCUGUGAUGUGUUUAGAGAUAGGUAGCGGAUCCGGUGUUGUAAUCGCUGCUCUGGCGAUGGCAUUGAGCGAUCACUGUCAAUCUUAUCAUCUUGCGAUCGACAUCGAUCGCGAUGCAUGUAAAGUCACGCGGGGAACUGCUAUGCUCAAUUCGGUAGACGUAGAUGUUGUACAGAUGGAUUUAUUGGGUUGUAUACGUAAUAAUUGUGUUUUCGAUAUAGUGGUAUUUAAUCCACCGUACGUAGUGACGAGCGACGAAGAAAUACUAGAUGCAAAGUUUUUGUUCAAGACCUGGGCGGGUGGUACAAAUGGUAGAAAGGUUAUGGAGCGCGUGUUCUCGAGGAUUCCCACUAUUCUAUCGGACACGGGAACAUUUUAUCUACUGGUCAUUAAAGAGAACGAUCCAGAAUAUAUUCUGCGUAUUUUUAAGGAUUUAAACAUGGUAGGCGAGAUAGUAAUGGAAAGGAAAAUUCGAGGAGAGCAUUUGUACAUUUUACGUUUUAAAAAGAUUAAGUAACCAUAAUAUGUAUAUAUAUAUAUAUAUAUAUAUAUAUGUAACGAGUAUAUAUUUUUCCUUAUCAAAAAUACUGAAAUUUCAAUGGCAGACAAGUACUUAUUUAGUGUUUUUGUCGAUGUUGUUUAAAUAGUCUGUGUUCGAUAAUUACAUUGGUAAGAAAAAGUUUAAAACUCGAUAUACGUGGAACAUAGCCCUAACAUUUAAUGCUUGAUCCUGUAAAAAAGAUAUUUAUGCGACCGGCGUGCGUACAAGCGUUAGAAUAUCACUUGAUGCGUUUAUGUUGCGAUCUGUUAACAGGAGAAAUUAAAAGAGACGAUUAUGUGUAUAAAGUAAAGAAAUUAUUUCUUGUUACAUUUAAUUUGUAUGUACUUUUACUAGUCACGCU
Colletes gigas is the source of this 1024-nucleotide messenger RNA. RefSeq names its product methyltransferase N6AMT1 (gene HemK2). Lineage: Eukaryota; Metazoa; Arthropoda; Insecta; Hymenoptera; Colletidae. Gene Ontology annotation, cellular component: eRF1 methyltransferase complex. Gene Ontology annotation, molecular function: S-adenosylmethionine-dependent methyltransferase activity; nucleic acid binding; protein methyltransferase activity. Gene Ontology annotation, biological process: methylation. The coding region runs from base 1 to 639 and encodes 212 amino acids. The transcript has a single exon. The record is from RefSeq and is a predicted model, not a curated record.